Oncorhynchus gorbuscha (pink salmon) is the source of this 2853-nucleotide messenger RNA. RefSeq names its product homeobox protein engrailed-2a-like. Gene Ontology annotation, cellular component: nucleus. The transcript has 2 exons. NCBI's taxonomy places the organism in Eukaryota, Metazoa, Chordata, Actinopteri, Salmoniformes, Salmonidae. Bases 364 to 1164 code for a protein of 266 amino acids. Gene Ontology annotation, biological process: neuron differentiation; regulation of transcription by RNA polymerase II; multicellular organism development. Gene Ontology annotation, molecular function: DNA-binding transcription factor activity, RNA polymerase II-specific; RNA polymerase II cis-regulatory region sequence-specific DNA binding. The record is from RefSeq and is a predicted model, not a curated record.
GUUUCAGGAUCAGUUAGAAGCCUCUUUAUUUACCCUUAGUUUAGUCAUUGAAGCACUUUUAUUGGAUAGACUGAACACGGAUAGUACCAAGUUGGAUGGCCAAAUGACAAAUGGUGUCUAUCCAGUGCAACAAUAUAGGAUAGCCAAGUUUGGGAAUAUAUGACCAAAACGAUGUUUUUGUCUGUGGGCACUAUCGCAAAGGGUUGCAUGGUGUCCUGCACACUCAACAAGAUUUGAGUUUAUUUUUUAAACCUUUAUUCAAACAUUUAAAAAGCUACGCGUGACAUAGAAGUGGAUUGCGCUCAUUUCGGUGCGGGAGAGCAAUAAAGGGGUUAAAGAAAGAACAUUGGAAAGUGUAUCAGUAUGGAAGAAAAUGAUCAUAGCAACAGAGAUGAGGAACGUCAAGUGUCGGCGGAUGAGUCAAACAGAGCGAUACUUCCCCUAUUACAAGCACCGGGAAACAUUCAGCAGAUCCCGCAUCGAGUCACCAAUUUCUUCAUCGAUAAUAUCUUACGGCCGGACUUUGGGCGGAAAAAAGAAGGCAACACAGAGCAAGAAGAAAAUAGUCACGUUACCAGAGAGAACCAUAGCCCGGCUGUUCCAAGAACGGAGCAAGUGGGGAGUACUGUGCCAACGGAAGGAACUUCCACUCCUCAUCCAGGCGGCGUGGCCAAUAAGGCUGAAAUAGUGACCGAAGAGCCCCUGAAACCCCGCGGAGAGAAUGGAGAUCAGUGCCUAAGCUCGGACUCGGAUAGUUCUCAAGCCAGCUCAAAUGUACCAUCCAAACAGCCUAUGCUCUGGCCAGCUUGGGUGUACUGCACCAGAUACUCAGACAGACCAUCAUCAGGACCGAGAUCUCGAAAACCAAAGAAGAAAACCGCCAGCAAAGAGGACAAGCGACCAAGGACGGCCUUCACAGCUGAACAGCUUCAAAGACUAAAAACCGAGUUUCAAACGAACCGGUAUUUGACCGAACAGAGGCGACAGGCCUUGGCCCAAGAACUCGGUCUUAACGAAUCUCAAAUCAAAAUCUGGUUCCAGAACAAAAGGGCAAAAAUCAAGAAGGCCACGGGCGCAAAAAACACCCUAGCUCUGCACCUGAUGGCACAGGGACUGUACAAUCAUGCUACGACGUCAAAAGAUGACAAAUCAGACAGCGAUUGAUUUCGAGAUACAGAUAACAAUGCAAUAAUUUCACAGAAUAAAGGGCCAGUGUAUAGAAUAUACCAGCAUAAAUUGAUCAAUAUAUAUAGAUAUUUCUGCAAUAUCAUGUCUAUGAAAAUAUGUUGUAAAAAAAUGUAUGUUUUCAAUCUCUUGUAACGUGUGUUGUUUUUCUUCCAGGAAAAGUACAAAUGCUUAUUAUACGCUUCAUUUUAUAUUGCUAUUCAUUUUCGAUUUUUACAUUAUAGCGCUUUAAACUGGCACUUGACGUUGAGAUCUGUCAGUGAAGUGAAAAACAACCUGCUUAAGUCCAAAGAAUAUUUUCUGCUGCAUCCAGGCAACUGUGAAUCUUAAUAAAUUUGCUGACAAGAUAUUUUAUUUCCAUGGUUGUUAUGGUUUUAUUGGGGUUGAGUUUCGUGUAAAAAGGACAUAGUUUUUGAGUGUCAGUGCUGUGCAGACUUAAUUGAAAAGUAGAUGGAUUUUGAUACUAUUUUUUCGAUAAUUCGUAUUAUCACAGAAGUGAUUGGUUAGCAAUGUUUUGGUUAGCAGACAGAACACCUAAAUUGCUAAUACGUAGGAUAGCCUAAAAGCAAGUUCAUUUCCAUAAACAAUUAGCGUGUUCUGUGUUAUAUCAAUGCACCCGAGGCCUCUAUACAUAGUUUUUGAAGAGCAAUAUAAAUCAUAUUUUGUAGCAAAAUGUUUUGAAUUAUUAUAAUGCUGCCUAUAACGCGAGAGACAACUCUGUAGCAUAAUGACAAUGAUGACAAAACGUUUCGUGCACUCUUGGCUGAAAGUAUUAUAGGUCUAUUUUAUCAAAAGUAGACACAAGGUAUCGGAGCAUAUAGUCUAUAUACAUCCCAUGGAACUCAUUCUCUAUAUACAUUUUUAUUUCAUAUACAUAUCCAUGAAUAUCAUUAAACAGGCGAAAUCGUUAGUGACUGUAUAACAAUUGUUGAAAAUCUCUUGUAUUGUUGUUGAAAGGACUUCAUAUGUGUAUUUAUAUAGAUUAUAUUGAGAGAAGAAAAAAUCUAUCAAAUGACCGGUGUUGCUUUAGAGUAGACUUCUGAGGUUUUUACACGGCUUCUUUAUCUUGCAAUAACUUUUUUUCGUGAAUGAAAUUGGUUUAUGGGGCCUUUGCAUGAAAGCUGCAAUUUGUUAUACUUGGGCAAAUAACUGUGUUUAUAAACUUUUUUUUUGUCGACGAGAGUAUGAUCGAGCUAAGUUUUAGACUGUAUCCAUACCAAAUUGUGGACUUUUGCCUUUUAAUUGUUUUGUUGUGUAUCUGGGAAAAGUGUGUGUGAAUUAAAAUCCACCAAACUGAACACACUUUGCCUUAAAGUUCAAGUGAGAACUGUUUAUGAAACAGAACUGUGCCGAAUCAGAGAAGCAGUAGCCUAUCACUUCAAAAUGCAGACUAUUGAUUCAAGAUUAUUGCCUUUAUGAAAAACUGCUGGUAUGACAUACAGAAUAUAUUCAUCAGCGAAUAUCUAUCUAUAGGCCUAGGCUAAUAUGUUUAAAUGAAAUUACAACACGGAGUUGUAUUAUUAUACAAUGUUAUUUUUAAUUAUUUUAUGUUCAAAGUAUUCUUUGGUAUAAUGUACAUCAUUUGUAUCAUGUAUGUAUUCAUUAUGUAAUUAACUUCCUCCUGAAAAACUGGAAAAGAAAAGUAAAUAAACCUCGAAGAUAAUACAC